AUGGGGGACACGGCUCCCCCGCAAGCCCCGGCGGCUCUGCUGGGCGGCGGCGGAGGAGGAGGAGCGGCGGCCGCGGCGGGGCCGAGGGUGCACAGCGCGAUCGUGGAGCGGCUGCGGGCGCGCAUCGCCGUGUGCCGCCAGCACCACCUGAACUGCGAGGGGCGCUACGAGCGCGGGCGGGCCGAGAGCUCGGACCGCGAGCGGGAGAGCACGCUGCAACUCCUCCACCUCGUGCAGCACGGCCAGGCGGCGCGCAAGGGCGGCAAGCACGCCAAGGCGGCGGGGGCAGCGGCGGCGGCCGCCGGCAAUAACAGCAACAGCGGCGGGGCCUCGGCGGCGGCCUCCAACGCAACAGCGCCCCCUCCGGCGGACUACUAUCAGCAGCAGCUGCUCAGCAACGGGACUGCUGGUGGCGGCAGUGGGAUCAACGGCGGGCAGCACAGCGCAACGGCGGCGGGAGAACAGAGGAACCCGGCUCUCCUGGCGCUUCAGGGUUCCUUGAAGAGAAAACUGGUAGUAAAUCUUUCACCAGCCAUCAACAAGAGAUCUAAUGGCAUUGCUGAUAGCACCUUCCUUGAUAUCAAGAGGGUCCGAGUGGGAGACAACAAUCUUUCUGCGGCACAAAGCGGGCACUGUGGUAACAACUGCCCUAACCAAUCACUGUUGGGAAAUUUGACAGUUGGACAAAGUUCUCAAAGGAAAGUCAACAGCCCAACAAGUAAUGCCCAAGCAAAUGCAAAUGGGAUGUUUAACAUGGCUCUAAAAGAAGUCAAGAAAGAACCAGGGGAAACCUUCUCUUGUAGCAAACAUCUGGAUGGUCAGCCAUCACAGGGCAAUACUUUCCCCAACAGGUAUGGAGAAGAUACAGGUGAACAACUGAUGGAUCCAGAACUUCAAGAGCUGUUCAAUGAACUGACUAAUAUUUCAGUGCCUCCCAUGAGCGAUCUUGAACUGGAGAAUAUGAUCAAUGCAACUAUCAAGCAAGAUGAGCCAUUUAAUAUAGACAUUGGGCAGCAGGUCCAGAGAGCGCCCUCAGCCAGAUCUUCUUCACUGCAGAUGGACAAAAUAGUGAUCAAGCAAGAAUAUUCCCCAGUUAUGAACCAAGGUUCUGUGGGAUCACCUCAGAUGAGACCUUCUUCUACGGGUCCAGCCUUCACAAUGUCCAGUUCUGCCUUGUCUGCCUCGUCACCAAUUCCUUCAACACCCCAGACUCAAACGCCUCCAUCUCAGAUGUCUUCAGUUUCCAACCGACCCAUGCCCAGCUGGCAAGAAGUUUCUCACGCCCAGCAACUGAAACAAAUAGCUGCCAAUCGGCAGCAGCAUGCCUUGAUUCAGCAAAGCCAGCCGUCCACCUGGCCCACAUUGCCAUCCGCAGAAUCUUCCCCAGGACCGUUUGUCCAGGAGAAGAUGCCAAACUCUUCUUUCCAUCAGCAGCAGUUCAGCUCACAAAGUUCUGGAAUGCCUGGAAUUCCAGUAAAUGGGAAUCAGUCAAAGGGGAUGAACAGCUACAUCUACAGGACAACCUCCAUGCCCCAGGGAAGCUCCAUCAACAUUGUAAUGCAACGGAAGGCUCAAGACCUCAACCGAGGUUACAUCAGCAAUGCCCAGCUGCCACUGGAAGAGUCUCAGAACAGUGUAAAGCCUUUGUUCCAUUUUAACUCGGAGCAAGUAAACCAGCAGAUGCCUUCUGUUUUGGGGGCCCAGAACAAGCCUACCAUUCUGCACUAUACACAGCAAGCAGCCCAACAACAACAGCCUAACUCAGCAGCUGUGCAACCACAGACACAGCAGCAGCAACAACAACCACUGCAGACACAACAGCAGCAACAACCCUCCCAAGCUCUCCAAAGCCAGCCUCUUCAAAGGCCUCCAAACAUACCCUUAGCUUUACAGCAAAAGAUAAUGCUCCAGAAGAUGUUGAAAAGUCAACCGGUUGCGGGAAUGCAGUAUCCUGUUCCAUCACAACAUCAACUGGAUCAACACUCUGUCAUCGGCCAAAGCGCAGAGCCUAGUCCAGGAUCGGGUACUUGUUCCAAUGCAAACACUGGAAGCAGUUUCAUGAACUCACCUCAGCAAGCAUUGCUGAAUCAGCAGCUGAAACAACAGCUCCUUCUGCAGCAUCAACAGCAGCAGCAGCAGCAGCAGCAGCAGAUACUAACCGAAGCAGAGAAAAUAACUCCUCAAGAUCAAUUGAACAGGCAUUUGACGAGGCCACCCCCGGAUUAUAAGGACCAAAGAAGAAACCAGGUCAACAUCCAGCAAACACAUCAGUAUUCAGGUGGAGCCCCUGCCAUGAACAUCAGCGCCAGCAUGUGCUUUCCCAGCCCCAUUUCAACGCCCAGCAUCUCCCAGCAGGCUUCUACUCUUCUCGCUGCCGCUCACGGAUCCAGGAUGCCUUCUCACCCGGCCACUCGCCACGUGGGCUGCUACGGGACCAUUCCUUGCAGUCAACCGAGCGUGUACACCGUGACGACAUCUGGGGCGAGUCAGGUCCCGCAGCACAGGAACCCAAACCAAAUCAUCCCCAAUCCAAACAGUUCUGCAACGUCUCGGCAAGCACUGCCCGGGCAAGGAAAUAACCUGUCGGCAUUCGAGAGCAGCUCUGGAGUUAAUUCCCAGGCAGGGAAACUCAGCUUUAACCCAGGGACCUCUGGGCAAAGACCUUUGAACGUGAUGGUCACCACUAGUUCUGCCAUUCAGAACUGGAUCGCUCAAGAAACAGGGGGGAAGCCACAGGACACGCAAAAGGUACUGGGAUCUCCUUUCCCUGUGGGUAGCCCGUAUCCAAAUCAGCCGCUACAGCGUGCUGUCGCCCACCAGCAGUUUCUGCAGCGUGCCACAGUGCCUCCUAACCCCUUAGGUGCCGUCCAGAUGAGAACACCAGUGAACCAUAGUUUGAAUGGGCAGAUGGUGGGGUCUCAGAAAGCCCCGAGUGCAAGGUCUACCCAGGUACGGGCGCAGGCCAUGCCACACCUAAAUCCGCCCGCGGCAAACGUGACGCCCCCAAGCCCUUUGCUGUCUACCCAUUUCCCAACGAGUACCAACCAAACCACGGCCAGAGUUUUCCAAGGAAGUGACCCGGCAAACGAUCUGGCGUUUGACUUUCUCAGCCAGCAAGGUGACAGCAUUGGGCCAGCACUCAACAGUGAUUCAGACUUCAUUGAUUCUUUGUUGAAAACAGAGCCAGGGAAUGACGACUGGAUGAAAGACAUCAACUUGGAUGAAAUCUUAGGGGGCCAUUCGUGAGACAGAGGAGCGGACGAUCAUAAACUCUCACAUGCUCUUUUUCUGCCCCUAGAGGCUCAAAUGUCUUAAGUUUCACUGGUUUUGUAGAGGAGCAUUUAAAAAAAAAAAAAGGACUCUCCAAAUGGUUGAGGGGCGCCUCCUUGGGAGUGUGUGGUUUACAGUGAAAAACCAAAUACGAGAGAUUAACAUGAUCGUCUGAACACAUAACUUGCUUUAUGAAUCCGAAAUGUGGAGGCUAUUACAGGCAUCUAGAGUGGAGAAAAAAUGCAGGAGUGAAGAAAUAUACCUUUUAUUCUACUAAUAGCUGUAGUUUUGUAUUAUUAUUGUUGUUAUUAUUAUGUUAUUUUGUUAUUGUUAUUAUUAUUAUUAUUGCAAACAAAAAUAUUGAAGAGUGAAAAAAGGCAGCCUGAACCACAUUCAGCCUAAGGAUGUUUCACACUUCUUAGGAAGAGUCAGCAGAUAUCAGAGAAUCCAACACCUCUUUGCCAUGCCCUUCAUGAAAUGAUGUAUUUGUCUGCCCCAGGGC
Molecule: messenger RNA, 3772 nt
Organism: Heteronotia binoei (common prickly gecko)
Lineage: Eukaryota; Metazoa; Chordata; Lepidosauria; Squamata; Gekkonidae
Gene: MAML2
Product: mastermind like transcriptional coactivator 2
Exons: 5
Coding region: 1-3246 (1081 amino acids)
Biological process (GO): positive regulation of transcription of Notch receptor target; Notch signaling pathway
Cellular component (GO): nuclear speck; nucleoplasm
Molecular function (GO): transcription coactivator activity
Source: RefSeq, a predicted model, not a curated record